This is a messenger RNA of Myzus persicae (green peach aphid), 783 nucleotides long. RefSeq lists its product as uncharacterized. The coding region runs from base 110 to 712 and encodes 200 amino acids. Lineage: Eukaryota; Metazoa; Arthropoda; Insecta; Hemiptera; Aphididae. The transcript has 3 exons. The record is from RefSeq and is a predicted model, not a curated record.
UUUAAGGCUAAAUUUAAUCUUGUUAAGUUCAAACCGCCCACACAAUGAAUGCGUCUCAUCAGAAACUGUAUAACAGUUUAAGCAUUCGUUUCUGUGCUCUCAAUGCAAAAUGGAGUCUCUAUAUUUGGUGACAUUACAGUUGAUUAUCUAUGUCUGUUCAGCCAAUGGCGGACCCAUUAAUGAUGAUCAAGAACUAAAACCAUGUCCAAAAAUCAAACCUUUCAACAAAGUCAACAUAGAUCAGUUAUUGGGAAAAUGGUUUUUGGCUAUAAUGGUAAUUGAAUCAGAACAUGAAGAGUUUGUUGAAGAUGGAGUUUGCAUUCAUGGCGAACUUUUGAGAUACAAUAAAACAACGCUGAGACAAGUAUGGAACAUCGAUAACCCACUAUUAAUUGGCGAUCACAGUGCUGUAAUUGAAUUGCCAACAACAGAAAACGAAGUAGGAGUUUGGUCAAUACAAAGUCCACUAGGAGGAGAUAUAACAGCAACUAUUAUUGAUGCAGAUCCUGAUACACAUUUAAUUCUGGCGUUUUGUGGCAAAAAAGGAUCAGACUCAUUACACAUGUGGACUGUAGUUGUAACACGUCAAAAUGGAAUUUCCGCACCAGAAACCUUAAGGUUGUCAGCCAUUUUGGUCAAACAUGGUUAUAACCCAAUGGCAAGUAAAAUUAUAAGUUGGAAAAAUUGUCCGAUUUACACAAUGAUACCAUGAGUGUUUUAAAAUAUUCUGUGUAAUCUUGACUAAUUAAUUAACAGAGAAAUAAACAAAAAUACAAAAUAAUA